AUGGAUAUCGGCGUGGAGAACUCACGGGAAACCUCUGAUAGCAGGGAAUCAGGUACUGCAGAUCUCAAAGGCAUCACCGAGAUGACCGCAGACGCAGAGGCUCAGAGACCCACAUGGAGCGGCCGGCUGGAGUUCAUCCUGGCCACGGUGGGUUACGCCGUGGGACUCGGUAAUGUCUGGAGAUUCCCGUACCUGUGCUACAACAGCGGUGGAGGUGCCUUCCUGAUUCCUUAUCUUACCAUGGUGCUCGUGUGUGGCAUUCCUCUGCUCUUCAUGGAGUUUGCUGUCGGGCAGUAUACUCGUUUAGGGCCGGUGCAUGCUUUCGCCAAAAUCUGUCCCUUGUUGAAAGGUGUUGGUCUGGCCACAGUUGUUAUCUCCUUCGUUUUCUCCACGUAUCAUAAUGUGCUCAUGAGCUGGGCACUUUACUAUUUAUUCAACUCCUUCGGAAUGGAGACUCUGCCUUGGAAGUCCUGCAACAACACCUGGAAUGCUGUUGGAAACUGUUCGAGUGGCUUUCCUGGCAAUGAUACCCACCUGCAGUCUGCUAGCCAACAGUUCUUUGAUAACAGACUUCUGGAAAAGACUCGCGGUAUUGAAGAAUUAGGUGGUCUUCGCUGGGAACUCUUUGGGUGUCUUGUCUCUGCUUGGGUUAUUGUGUACUUAUGUAUAUUUAAAGGAGUCAAAUCCACAGGAAAGGUAGUAUAUUUCACUGCCGUGUUUCCAUACUUCAUCCUGUUUUCCCUGCUCAUCAACAAUGUGCAGCUUCCUGGAGCCAAGAAUGGUAUCCUCUAUUUUGUGACACCGGUGUGGAGCAAACUGUUUGAAGUGAAGGUUUGGCUUAAUGCAGCUGCCCAGGUGUUUUACUCACUUGGACUAGCAUUUGGCUCGAUGAUUUCAAUGGCUAGUUACAACAAGUUCGACAACAACAUUCUCAGGGAUGCAUUGAUUGUAUUAGUGGCCAACUCUUUCACUAGUAUGCUGGCUGGCUUCGUGAUCUUCUCAGCUGUUGGUUACAUGUCUCAUAUACAUAACCUCCCAGUGGAUAACAUAGCUACAGAUGGUCCUGGUUUGGUGUUUGUUGUGUACCCUGAAGUUCUUUCAACCAUGCCAGUCUUUCAGCUAUGGGCCCCACUUUUCUUUAUCAUGCUGUUGUGUCUGGGCGUGGACAGUCAGUUUGCCACAGUUGAGGUAGCUGUGACAUACAUAAAGGAUGAAUUUGGAGCCAAAGUUCUGCCUUUCCUGAAGAGACAAGAGCUGCUGGCUCUGGCUGUGUGCUUUGUUUGCUUUGCACUGGGGAUUCCUCACAUUACCAAGGGAGGUAUCUACGUGUUUCAGCUGAUGGACCACUACACUGCUGUGGUUUCUCUUGUGUUCUUGGCUUUCUUUGAGGUUGUUGCCAUCUGUUGGAUCUUUGGUGUCCCACGUAUCUCCUUAAUGAUCAAGAGGAUGCUAGGAAAAAGUCCAAAUAUCUACUUCCGAGUCUGCUGGCUGCUGCUCUGCCCCAUGUUGGUGCUGUGCAUACUGGUUUCCAGCAUUAUUCAGUACACUCCUCCUCACUAUGGGAAGUAUGAAUACCCAGUGUGGGCUGAAUGGGUGGGCUGGGGUGUCUCUUUGGUCUCUAUAGUAUGGAUCCCAUUUGGUGCAAUACAAGAGAUUUAUAACAAUAAAGGAUCCCUUCUUCAGAGACUGAAAACAGCUAUGACUCCGACAAUAGACCUGGAUCUUAUGGCUCACCUGCCGGAAAAACAUAACCUUGACAACCUGGCGUCUGAAAAAUUACUCAGUUCGGUGCCACCUCUGACACAGUGACCACAUACAAGGCCUGGAGUAAGC
Pelmatolapia mariae (spotted tilapia) is the source of this 1833-nucleotide messenger RNA. RefSeq lists its product as uncharacterized. Bases 1 to 1809 code for a protein of 602 amino acids. The transcript has 13 exons. NCBI's taxonomy places the organism in Eukaryota, Metazoa, Chordata, Actinopteri, Cichliformes, Cichlidae. Gene Ontology annotation, cellular component: plasma membrane. Gene Ontology annotation, biological process: sodium ion transmembrane transport. The record is from RefSeq and is a predicted model, not a curated record.